AUGACUGCAUGCUUGAAGGAAUUGUCAAAGCUUUGUUCAGAGGUCCUCAACUUGCAACCUCUGGCAUCUGCUGACGACUAUGCUGAUGAGCUGCCUCUCAAUGAGGUUUUAUUGGAGGUUUUGAGCGGGUUCGAUAGCCAGGGUGGAUCUUUUGAUAGCGCACACAUCUCAGAAUACGUAUACGACAGUCUGGCUGCCAAAUUUGCCAACGUUGGAGAAGGUGAGGAUAAUUUGUGGGUAGAGCGCACCGAAAGCUGGAAGCGCAUAUUUGAACUGGAUUUCUCAGAGAUUAUUCUGGAAUUUACUAUUUUGGCCCAAAUACUGCUGAACCUCUCUCGCAUUUCUUUCAUCAAUGCCCAGAAAUUGGGGCGCAUUCCCGAGCUUAAGGAUGCACUGUGGGGGAUAAUCGCUGGGCAAGAGAAUCUACUAGAGGUAAAAUGCUUUCAACAAGUCAUCAAUGAGCUAUUCACACAAGUGCUCAACACGGGCUGUAGCCCUCUUGACCUCCAAGCACUUUACGAAGAGGUAAAACUGGGGUCCGAGACAGCCCUUAACAUUUUGAACACCCUAGGAAGCGCCAUAUCCGAUGCACAAUCUCAGAGCUUUCUGUUUUUUGACAAUCAUUACGAGAAGUUCGAGGUCAAUUUACUUGGAACGAAGUUUUCAAUACAGGUAUGGGCCAUUUUCAAUAGCGUAACGUCAAACCGAGUCUUCUCUUUGAAUGAUAAUUUAUUUGUUGAGAUACGACAGUCAAUAUUGUGCAUAUCUGAUGACGAGUAUGUUUUAUCCAUGUUUGAGAGCUUCGAAUUUUCCGCGGAUACCCUAUACAAUGUGACCAUGAACGUGGAUAACCGGAAUGUGUCUCUUCACAUUAACGGUACUUUUAUGGAAACUCUUUCUCUUCCUGAUAAGCCAUCAGAUGGAAUCAGAGUUUUGGAGCUGGGAUCCAUGAUAUGCUCUUUCAAACUCUUCAAGUUCUGGAUGUGGUCCGAACCUCUUUUCGAAACUAGUAUUAAGUUAACUAAUGAUUUGCCAUUGCUACAACUACCUAAUACUAAUGAUCAUCGAUCGAUAGAGUCCUCUUUUCAUUAUGACUCUAAUGUUUUACAAAAUGUGUUUGAGAAUAUCCAUACACCAGGAAUGACAUUCGGAUUAUGUGUUCACCAUACCAAACAACUGAACACAAGAAACCUGUUAAUCAAUUUGAAUCCACAGGAUUGGAUUGAUGAGUUUGGGGAUGCUAAAAUCACGUCACUAGCGUUAGAUGCAAACCAGGAAUUUCAGAUUCAAGAGAAGCUGUUAUUUUACCAGCAGCCUCAUUUGCUCGCUUGCUUCGAAGCCGUGAACUUUGCCGAUUUGCUCAUGGAGUUGAUACAGCACUCACAAGAAUUGGAGACUCUUUAUGCUUUAACGGAACAUUUCGUAAUUUUAAUGGACUGCUAUCAACUUCGAAAUUACUUCGAAGAGAAGGUUGGGUAUGAGUUUUUGGGAGCUUUAUUGAGCAGGGAGGUAAUACCACGCCUCGAGACCGGUCUAUCACUCCCUUUUAUGAGCUUGUUCUUAAAGUAUUGUGGGUGGAACGCAGCCAACCCAAAAAGAUCUUUAAUUAGGAACAUAGAAGCCUAUGGCUCUUUGGUGAUGAAUUUCGAACUUUGGAUCUCAAAAUAUUUUUGCCUUGAUUCUGAAAAGGAGACUAUGGUAGAAAUGGUGAGAUUUUUAUUUUUCCAGCUACAAGAAAUGCUCGAGAGUCCUAAACAUGGCCAUUUCAAUUUUCAACAGUUAAGUAAAAUCCAGCUUCUAGAGAAGAUAAUCAUGCAACUUGAAUUCUCAAGUUCGACGGGUCUGCCGGAAGAAUUAAUCAGACACGUUAAAGAAGAAAUUGCGAAUGUCCUGAGAGUGUUUAUAAAAUCAAUCUCGAAACAAGAAUUGUCUUUUUUAUUCAAUUUUGCCUUCUAUGAGAUAAAAGAGGGUUGUGAAGAACGUGCAGCGAUAGUACUAAGAUCUUUUGAUCUUGCAUUCGAUGGUGCUGAAGAUACUGAUGAAGAACAUAAAACCCUAUUCCUACUGGAGUCGAUUCCCAUAAAAACUCUACUAAUGAUGCUCUGCGAUGGAAAUUCAAUUGACGUUAUUCUGAACUCUUUAAAAAUUUUAGUGCGGUUUUUGAGGUCAAGCUCCGCCAGACGGUCACGAUUUGCAAAGAAUAAUGGAUUUCGAGUUUUGUUCAACCUCCUCAAAAAAGCAAAUUAUCGUUUUUUUAGAGAGAUCGUUGAAUGUUUGCUUACUAGUGCAUCAUAUGCUGAUCAUGCAGACUAUGGAGCUGUGUCUAACGCUGGGGUUCUAUUCAAGGAUAAUGCUUCAACGCCAGAAUUUCAUUGUCUCACUAUUGACUUGCUGGAGUGGGUAAUUUUGGAUGAUAUCAAUGCUUCUCCUUCUUUGAAAGUAACUCAGCUUCUCUCUAACUACAUUUCAACGCUGAGCAAGCUACAGGAAUCCGCCCCAGAAUUAUCACUAUUUGACGCACGGAGCACUGCUGUGCCCGAAAAGCUAACUGAAUUGCUUAUGACAUUAGGAAAACCUCAAAAUAUGGACACAUAUCUCGCCGAGAUUCAGCAGAUCACCACUCUUCUCUCGAAUAUUUUGCUACAUUGGUUAACACUCUCAAAUACAAGAGCUUUCUCAGACCAACUGCUAUAUUUGGCUAGAGGCAGAGGAAAUAAAGUAAACAAACAUUACCUGGAGCCAUUCUAUUGGAACACACCAUUUUUAACUGUUUUAAACCGCUUUGAGAGUUUCAUCCCGUCAUUUGAGAUCCUUUUUGAGCAAACUGAUUACAUUCUCCCAAACUUCGUUCACUUGCUUGAGGUGUUUACUAGUAGUCGAAACUUUACUGACCUAACGCUGGAUCACUACUUGAGAUCUCUCAAAGUCACAAUUUCUUGCGUGGAAUGUUUCAACAAUUUACGCUUAAAGAGCCAAGAAGCAGAGGUUUUGCAAACAUCCUUAAGCAAGAUUGCACUUCGAGCUAUCAUUGCUUUUUUGAAUGUUAUACAGCGUCACGAUUGUGAAUUACCACUACCCUAUGUCCAGACAUUCGUGGAAGUAAUUCUUACACACCAGACUGUCCUAUUUGGUCCCACAAAGCCCAGAGAAAUGCUUGACUUGGACUCCUCUGCCAGCAUUUUUGUGGGCCUAUCAUUGUUUUUAGGUCAGAGAAAAGCGGCUCAGUUUCAGUCAACCAUUUUAAAUUGUCUCCGUGUGAUUGUCUUGAAACAUGAGCAACAGCUCGGGUCACUAGCUUCUGCAAUAGAUCGUAGCAACAAAAACAUCCUUUCCGAGGUUUUAGUCUCGUCUAUAUCAGCGAGCGAUGAGAUACUUUUAGAUCAGCUUACAUCGAAAGAGAUGAAGGCUUUCUUUGAGGGCCUUGCUAGAAAGCAGUAUAGGAAAUUGUUUCGGAGAGAGUAUGAAAACGCUCACUUCUCUAUCCUGCAGUCGCCCAGCGAGGGAAUGAAAUGGCUUUUAAAGCAAAGAGAGACAGCAUUGGAAAAACGGUACGAUGAGAUAAAUGGGAUUUUCAUUACCUUCAAACGUGAUGGGAUGAGGACAAGUGACACUAUCAUUGCGACGGAAGAAAAGAGAAUACAUUAUUUUUGCAACGACAGGGAAGAUGAAUUUAUUUUUUUCAAGCAGCGUUAUGUGGAGUUCGAAAGAAGGAAUUUAAACACGCGAAGGGUUCGGAAGUCAGAGUGCAUUCCUUUCGAAUGGUCCCUGGAUUUUACAGAAGACGCCAGCCGGAUGAGAAAAAUGCUCAUUCCACACUACAAUGUGAAUAAGAAUUUCACAAAUGCACAAAAACAAGCAGAGAUGGGGCCCAAUCUACCUUUGGGUGAUAGUGGCGAGAUUGAUCACAGUAGCAAUGAAAGAAGGGCAAGCAGCACGAUAUCAUUCGAGAUUAUCAGUGAACUCGAUCUAGGACACUUAGAAAUUGCAGAAACUAGUGACAAAAAUAGAAAGGUUCUCAAGAUGCUAGAAAAAGGGGACACAAUCAGGCGAAUCUGGAAUUGCAGUUCUGUAAUCGGUCUCAAUAUAACCGAGGGGGUUUUAAUUUUGAGUGCAAGAAAUAUCUAUUUCAUGGCAGGCUUUUUUUAUUCUCUGCGGGAGUCGAAAGUGAUAGAAUUAAGAUUAGCACCUACAGCGGAGAGAGAUUCUACAAUAAAGCUCAUUUCAGGGCGCAGCAAUGAAGAAAACAAGGUGGACUAUGAGCAUGCUACAGACAGGUUAGAUAUUUCGCAAGUUUCUUUCUACCUCAAGCGGCCUUUUUUGCUGAGAGACCUAGCUCUUGAAAUAUUUUCGCUUAACGGAAAGAGUGCUUUUUACACAUUUCAUGACAAAAAUAUGAGAGAUGAUAUUUUCCAACUUUUAGAGAAACAUGUCAAGGUGUCAGAUAAGUCAUCGAUUCUUCACGAUGCUCUAGCUGAAGUGGCAUCCAAAAGUGAAAAUAUAAUUUACAAAAAUGGCUUGUCAGAUAACAAACUCUCGAAUAGAGUGGCGAAUGUAUUCGCUUACACCAAUUAUUCACAGCUCUCAUUCAAGGCUUUAAAUCUUUGGCAGUCUGGUGACCUUUCUAACUUCUACUAUCUUAUGAUCGUUAACACUUUAGCUGGUCGCACAUUCAACGACAUCACCCAAUAUCCAGUAUUUCCCUGGGUUAUAGCUGACUACCAUAGUGAUGAGUUGGAUCUAGAGAACCCCUUGACCUUUCGCGACUUGUCCAAACCCAUGGGUGCACAGACAGAACCACGAAGGAGUCAUUUUAUUGAAAGAUUUGAAGCUUUGAAAGAGUUACAGGGCGAGGAGUCUCCAUUUCAUUACGGUACUCAUUAUUCAUCUGCCAUGAUAGUAUCCUCAUAUAUGAUGCGGCUUUCCCCGUUCGUUGACUCCUAUUUGCUUCUACAGGACGGUAAAUUCGGCCAUGCUGAUAGACUUUUCAAUUCGAUUGAACGUGCAUGGUGUUCAGCAUCUAGAGAAAAUACAACGGACGUCCGAGAGCUUAUUCCAGAGUUUUUUUAUCUUCCUGACUUUUUGAUCAACAAGAAUGCUUAUAUGCUAGGAGUUUUACAAGAUGGCUCGCAUGUGAACGAUGUCGCAUUACCACGAUGGUCUAAAAAUGAUCCGAAGUUGUUCAUCGAGAAAAACAGAGAAGCACUGGAAUCCGCGUAUGUUUCUGAACAUUUGAACGAAUGGAUUGAUCUUGUAUUUGGUUACAAACAGACAGGGGACGAGGCUGUGAAUGCUGUCAAUGUCUUCAAUGGGUUGAGUUAUCCAGGUGCGGUGAAUCUUGAUAAAAUUGAUGACGUGAAUGAACGAAUGGCUGUCACAGGAAUAAUACACAAUUUUGGACAAUGCCCCUUGAGGAUAUUUGAUCAACCACAUCCAAAAAGAGUUAAUGUGCAGCUUAGAGCCUCGACAGACCAAUUGAAAAUCGGGGACGCUCCUGUGCUACUGGAAAAGAAAGAACCCAGCUAUGAGGGCCAUGCUGCCUGUAAUCGAGUAUUUUCGAGGCAUAGUUUCAACAAAUGUGUGGAGGAUGUGGUGACCAUUAUCGUCAAACGCUCUCGUUCACUUCAAUUGGGCGAAAAUGUUCUAUUAAACGCACACAAUUCCCAAAUAACUUGCAUCCAAAGUUACAAAUCCUACCAAAUUUGGUCUGGCGAUGAAUGCGGCCUUAUUAAACUUUGGUGUUACAGAGCAGAUGGCACCACGACGGCUAUAGAAGCCAGCUAUUCAUUUAUCGGACAUUUGUGUCCAAUUAAGGAAAUACAUGCAUCUGAUCAGUAUAAUCUUAUGCUCUCAUUAGAUGCAGCUGGAAACUUGUUUUCUUGGGACAUUUUGAAUAUGUUUGCGCUAAGAUGUAUAUCCCGCGCCGCGUGUCAUACAGCUCUCAACAGACACACAGGUGCCAUAUGUUACGUUGACACGAAAGGUGUUGUUUCAAUUUGCGAUCUGAAUGGAUCAACUUACGCUACAUACGAGGAGCCUAACAUCGUCACGGCAAUGGGUUUUGUCUCUUUCGAUGAAAGAGGUACUGAAAUUAAGUGGUUCGAGCACGAGAAGGAGAUAGUUGCGUUGGGCCUAAAAAAUGGCCACAUUGAAGUGGUGGCUUUAACAGAGGGAAGGAAGGACGAGGCGUGGCAGAUAUCCCGUAUCAAAUCGCUAAAGACUGGGGCUUCCUCACCCAUUGCACAUAUAGGUGUUCGUGUUUUUGGGUCUCAGGAAAGUAGUGAAAGCCGUGCCGAUGGCGCGUUAGUGGCGACAAAUGAGGAGGGUGCAGUGUUUACUUGGGAGUAA
Molecule: messenger RNA, 6345 nt
Organism: Lachancea dasiensis
Lineage: Eukaryota; Fungi; Ascomycota; Saccharomycetes; Saccharomycetales; Saccharomycetaceae
Source: the annotation of a GenBank genome assembly